GGCGUGGUUGUGGAAACACUUAAUUUUUGGCUGUCGUCCGCAGAACGGUCGGUCUACUGUCGCGCUCUCUCUCUCUCUCGGUGACCACCUUGGACUGCCUGCCCCCUUUUUCUUUUCCUCUCCCUCUCGUUCGUGUGUGUUUUGAAAGCUUUGCUUUUUUAAGAAAAAGAGGAGAACGAACAACUCGUCUUUUCUCCGCAUUCGUGUUUCUUGUGUCGUGUCGUGUCGUGUCCGUCGUCAGCAGCCUCUCUCUCUCUCCCGCUCUCUUCUUUUAUUUUUACUCGCGAGUGUGUUGUUAAUUGAAGAUUUUUCGUGGGGGUGUACCCCUACCCACUCCCCCCUGGAUGUCCUGACUGGUAGAGCCAUCUGUGGGAGGGUUUGAUCAACAUCCAGUAAAGAUAGUGUCAAGUCCAAGGAAGUAUUGCAGCAGGGUUCAAGAUGCCGAAAGCGAAAGUAAACUUAUGGAAGCCGUUGACAGAUGGAUUGGAAGGUUUGGUGAAUGUUCGCGUCACCACCAUGGACGCGGAACUUGAGUUCGCGAUCCAACCCAACACAACUGGCAAGCAGUUAUUUGACCAGGUUGUGAAGACAAUAGGUCUGAGAGAGAUAUGGUUCUUUGGUCUUCAGUACACCGAUUCCAAGGGAUACUCUACGUGGCUUAAACUCAAUAAAAGAGUGUUAUCACAAGACGUAAAGAAGGAAACGCCUCUACAGUUCAAAUUCCGAGCCAAAUUCUACCCAGAAGAUGUGUCAGAAGAAAUUAUUCAAGAUAUCACUUUGCGCUUAUUUUAUUUGCAAGUCAAAAAUGCCAUCCUUUCCGAUGAAAUCUACUGCCCUCCAGAAACAUCUGUAUUAUUGGCAUCAUAUGCAGUACAAGCAAAAUAUGGUGACCACAGUCCUGAUUUCCACAAACCAGGGUUCCUCUCCAAUGACCGCCUCCUCCCACAGCGUGUUAUGGAUCAACAUAAACUCACUCGAGAUGAUUGGGAAGGAAGAAUUAUCACAUGGUAUCAUGAGCACAAGGGCAUGCUUAGAGAGGAUGCAAUGAUGGAAUAUCUCAAGCUGGCACAAGAUUUGGAAAUGUACGGUGUCAAUUACUUUGACAUUAAGAAUAAAAAAGGAACAGAACUUUGGCUUGGUGUUGAUGCUCUUGGUCUCAAUAUUUAUGAGAAGGACGACAAGCUCACUCCAAAGAUUGGCUUCCCCUGGUCAGAAAUUAGAAACAUUUCCUUCAACGACAGGAAAUUUGUUAUCAAACCCAUCGACAAGAAAGCACCAGAUUUUGUUUUCUUUGCACCACGAUUGCGUAUCAACAAACGCAUUCUUGCUUUGUGCAUGGGCAACCAUGAACUGUACAUGAGGCGCAGAAAGCCUGACACCAUUGAAGUUCAACAAAUGAAGGCACAAGCAAGGGAGGAGAAAUUAGCUAAACAGCAAGAACGAGAAAAGUUGGCUCGUGAAAUUGCCCUACGUGAAGAAGCAGAGCGAAAGCAGAAAGACUAUGAGGAAAGAUUGAAAUCAAUGCAGGAGGAGAUGGAGAGGCGUCAGAAGGAACUGUUAGAUGCUCAAGAAACCAUCCGCCGCUUAGAGGAACAACUCAAGCAGUUACAGGCUGCUAAGGAAGAGUUAGAACACAAGCAGACAGAAUUACACGAGAUGAUGGUACGUCUAGAACAAGCAAAGGAGAUGGAAGCAGAAGAAAAACAAAAAUUGGAAGACGAGAUCCGUGCCAAGCAGGAUGAGGUUAACCGAAUACAAGAAGAAGUUAGUCAGAAGGACGAAGAAACUAGAAAACUUCAGAAUGAAGUGGAAGAAGCCCGUCGUAAACAGGAGGAAGCAACUGCUGCUUUAUUAGCAGCUUCUUCUACACCUAAUCAUCAUCAUGUUGCUGAGCAAGAAGACACAGAAGAGAAUGACGAUAUCCCCAACGGAGAUAUUUCCAAAGAUCUCUAUACUGGUGAUGAAGUUAUUGAAGAUCCUAUUGAGGAGAGGAGGACACUUGCUGAACGCAACGAACGACUUCAGAACCAAUUGAAGGCUUUGAAACAUGAUCUUGAGAGUACAAGAGAUACAGAGAAGGAAACUACGAUGGACAAAAUUCACAAGGAAAAUGUUCGACAGGGAAGAGACAAAUAUAAAACCUUGAGGGAGAUCCGCAAAGGCAACACAAAACGACGAGUGGAUCAGUUCGAAAACUUGUAAUAAUAUGCCAUAGAGUCACUACACACUUCUGUUGAAGACCAUCCUUAUUUCCUUGUCCUAUUUUCCUGGUAUAUUUUUUCUCUGCCAUUAUGUGAAUUGGUUAUUUUUGAAUCUCAUUGUUUAUACACAUUCACAUUUUAGGCAAAUGACUUUAAAACUUUUCAUGUAAUUAAGAUAUAAAUUUACUAACUUUUGUUAUAAUCUCAGAAUUGAAUUUAGGGAAAAACUGAUUUUAAACUCCUAAUGUCAUUGUAUAGUUUUCAUAUAAGGAAUCAAAAAUAAUGUGCAUUAUACAUAUACUUACGAACAAUGUGAUAUGGACCACUCAGAUGGUGCUGGACCAUGCAAAGGACAUUUUAGAACAACUUCAUAUACUGUCAUCAUCAAGUUGGAAUAGUCGUAUUUCCAUUCCUGUCGAUGCGCUGACUCAAAAAGUCCUUCAGGUUUGAGUAGCCGCCUACUUCUUCAGUCAGAAUUACACAGUAUCUUAACUGUGCUGAUAUGUGCCCUAAGCUAUGUUUCUUGCAGUUUCUAGUAAAGAGAGAAGUUAGGUAGAUUUUUACACAAAAAAAGAUGCUGUGGGCAGCAGGAGUACAGUAAGGCCAAGCAUUGUUAUGGUGAUUGUAUAUAUAUGUUGGUUGAUGGGUAGUCUAUUUUGAAUAUUGAAAUUUGUAUUCAUACCAUCUAGGUAUAGGCCCCCUGUUUAGUGUUGUACAGGUAAUACUACUACAAGAUCUGAUGCACUGGUAUAGAUCUGAUAUGUUUAUAGCUUAUAUAUAUAUUGUAUUAUUUGUAGGAGGGGUGGGGGGUGAAACAAAUGUUUUUUUGUCAUUAAUUUUGGGAAUCUUCUCAGCAUUGCAAUAUCUUCUGUGAUUAAAGACAUAAUCAUUGAUAAUUUGAUUGGUUGUUUGUCUCCUGUCACUUUUUUAUCGUGGAUUCUUUAAUUGAAUGUCAAGCAGAUUUUUUCUUUUGAUAUAAAUAGAUAAAGUUACCUGUGAUUAUCCUUUGGCUAUUGCUGAGGGGAAAAAAAAGAUUAUUUUCUUACUCUAUUGGUAAGCUAAAUAUAAACGACAAGAAGACAUUUAGAUACCAGGAUCUACCAAUUCAACGAUGCUUUUGUGCUUUUUUUUUUAUUGUUUCAAUUCCUCAGAAAAGAAAUGCAAAAAUUAUGUUUAAACAAAUUAUGUUUAAACUAAAUAAAAGUAAGCUGCCAGUGCCUAUGCAAGAGCCUUCAUCUUUUUCUGUCCUCCUUAUGUCUUCCUGCAUGUGCUUGUUUGUUAUGUCUGAAAAGGACUUCAUAUUUUUUUUAUGUAAAUAGAUAGAUAUAUUUAUCUGUUCCCCAAAAAUCUAAAAAUUCUUUUUAUACCUUUGAAGGUGCUUGAAAUCAAAUUGAUUCAUGCCAAACUGUGAGUAGGUUAUAAAACAUUGACGAAUACUUAUUGUUUUGAGUUACUAGUAAUACAGAGUUCACCAAAAUACACAAUUAUUUUGCAGUUAAUGUGACAAGCCUUUAUUACAGGUAUACUUUGCUUAUAUGUUGUGUAUUUUAUAUGGAGAGCUUCAAAUCAAAGUUAUUAGAAAAAUUCUUAUUUCAAAGUGUGUCUUGCUGUUUAUAGAUAUCUAUAAACUUUGGUAUCUGGUUUACAUUUUAUAAAGGUGAUAGCUUUUAUACAACUUAUUUUUUAUACACUUGUUUUCAAAAAUGGCAAAAUAUUUAAGUUGUUGAAUGUAGAAAAAUAUAUUGAUUUUUUGGAAAAUUUGGCAAGAUAAACAGGCAAUGCAGGGUGACGCUGUAGAUAUGGCUAUCCUUUGGGGUGUUGAAUCUUCACAGCCAUACACUGCUGUGUUUGUGGUGUUUCAAGCCUUGGUAGCUUUAUCUAAUAACCUAGCCUUUGAUAUGGAAAAAUAUUAUACAUUGAUGAAAUAAUUAUAAGUCAUUUUUGAAUAAAUAUAAAAGAAAA
Molecule: messenger RNA, 4163 nt
Organism: Macrobrachium nipponense
Lineage: Eukaryota; Metazoa; Arthropoda; Malacostraca; Decapoda; Palaemonidae
Gene: Moe
Product: moesin/ezrin/radixin homolog 1-like
Exons: 11
Coding region: 439-2202 (587 amino acids)
Biological process (GO): regulation of cell shape; positive regulation of protein localization to early endosome; regulation of organelle assembly
Cellular component (GO): filopodium; apical part of cell; adherens junction
Molecular function (GO): cell adhesion molecule binding; actin binding
Source: RefSeq, a predicted model, not a curated record